AAGAAGAAGGAAUAGCAAUGGCGGCUACCUUGUCUGUAAACAUUUGCGUUCGGGUGACGAACGUGCUUUCAAAGUAAUAAUUUCUACGGCAGCCACGCAGAUAAUGGAUGACGAUGACUCCAUGCAUAGACUGGAGGGGACUGAUCCCAAAGUCCAAGUUGGAGGACUGAUAGUCAAGAAGAAGAGCGCUGCUGCAGAACAUCAUGUUUUUCGGGCUCCUACCCCGCGCACCUCUCUGCUGGGCUUGGAUCUUCUGGCGGCUCAGAAAAGGAAAGAGCGAGAGAGUAAAGAACAGAAUGAAGUCGGUGGCGAGGACGGAGGCCGAAAAAAAUCCAGGGUUUCCUCAUACAAGGACUGGGAGGAAAGCAAAAGUGAUUCUGGUUCUGACGAUGAAGAUGAUGAAAAGAAUGGGCAGGAUAAAAAGGAGAACCGGAAGUACCGUACGAGUGGCUCAGAGACGCCUUCCAGUCCUGGAGGGGUCAGCGAGGAGUUCCGUCGCCGUCACGAGCAGAGAGAAAAAGACAGACGGGAGCAGGGCGUCUACGUCUCCUCCAAAGAUGACAGGAACAGAGACAAAGACAAGGGCAGAGAUCGGCGGAGUGAAAGAGAUACCCGAGAGGGCAGCUCCAGCAGCCGCUCGGAUCGUUCGCACCGCAGCGAGAGGAGUGAGCGCUCACAGAAAGAUGGCUGGUCGGAUCGCAUCAGCCGGGGCAGCAGGCGGGAUGAACCGCAAACACCACAGCAGCGCCCCAGAGAUGGUUCUACGCCUUCGCGCUCCAACUGGGAAGAAGACGACAGCGGUUAUGCUAGUACACGGCAUUCUCAGUGGGAGUCUCCCUCCCCGGCUCCUUCUGCAAAGGAAUCGGACCGCUCGGAGCGGAGUCGGCACUCGGGGCGAGAGAGCGAGAGGAGAGACAGGUCAGUGAGAGGCCGUUACGCAGAUGACACACCCCUACCCACCCCAUCCUACAAGUACAACGAGUGGGCCAAUGACCGAAAGCAUUUAGGUUCCACACCUCGUUUAUCCCAAGGAAAAGGUAAAAAAGACGGUGGGACUGGAAUUUCAUUUGACAACGAGGACGAGAAAGAGCAGUGGGAAGAAGAUCAGAAGCAAGCCGACAGAGACUGGUACAUGAUGGACGAAGGAUAUGAUGAGUUCCACAACCCCUUCACUUCCACGUCUGAUGAAUACAUCAAGAAGAGAGAGCAGAUUCUUCAGAAGCAGACUCAGAAACGAAUAUCCGCGCAGAAACGACAAAUCAACGAGGACAAUGAGCGUUGGGAGACCAACCGUAUGUUGACCAGCGGUGUGGUGCAGAGGCUGGAGGUGGACGAAGACUUUGAGGAGGACAAUGCUACAAAGGUUCACCUGCUGGUUCACAAUUUGGUCCCUCCCUUCCUGGAUGGAAGAAUAGUGUUUACUAAACAGCCAGAGCCCAUCAUCCCUGUGAAAGACGCUACCUCCGACAUGGCCAUCAUCUCGCGCAAGGGCAGUCAGCUUGUUCGUAAACACCGUGAGCAGAAAGAACGCAAAAAGGCACAGCACAAACAUUGGGAACUGGCAGGCACUAAGCUAGGGGACAUCAUGGGCAUCCAGAAGAAAGAAGACGAUGCUUCUGGAGGCCAAGAGGUUGGCGAGGAUGGCAAAGUAGACUACAGAGCAGAGCAGAAGUUUGCAGAUCACAUGAAAGAGAAGAGCCAGGCCAGCAGUGAGUUUGCCAAGAAGAAAACCAUUCUGGAGCAGAGACAGUACUUGCCUAUUUUUGCUGUGAGGCAGCAGCUUCUUAACAUCAUAAGGGACAACAGCAUUGUGAUUGUUGUUGGCGAAACGGGCAGUGGGAAAACCACCCAGCUGACGCAGUACCUCCACGAGGAUGGCUACACCAGCUACGGCAUGGUGGGGUGUACUCAGCCCCGCAGAGUGGCCGCCAUGAGUGUUGCCAAGAGAGUCAGUGAGGAGAUAGGCACCAACCUAGGAGAAGAGGUUGGCUACGCAAUUCGUUUUGAGGACUGCACGUGUGAGAAAACGAUGAUCAAGUACAUGACGGACGGUAUCCUGCUCAGAGAGUCCCUGAGGGAGUCCGACCUGGACCACUACAGCGCUGUCAUCAUGGACGAGGCUCACGAGCGGUCUUUGAACACCGACGUGCUGUUUGGUCUGCUCCGCGAGGUUGUAUCUCGACGCACAGACUUGAAACUCAUUGUUACUUCGGCAACAAUGGACUCUGACAAAUUUGCUGCAUUUUUUGGCAAUGUACCUAUAUUCCACAUUCCGGGAAGAACAUUUCCAGUGGACAUAUUGUUUAGCAAGACUCCUCAGGAGGACUACGUGGAGGCAGCAGUGAAACAGGCCCUGCAGAUCCACCUCAGUGGAUUGGUCGGCGACAUUCUCAUCUUCAUGCCGGGCCAGGAGGAUAUUGAGGUGACGUCAGAUCAGAUUGUGGAACGACUGGAGGAUUUGGAUAACGCCCCUGCUCUGGCUGUGCUCCCAAUUUACUCUCAGCUGCCCUCUGAUUUACAGGCCAAAAUAUUCCAGAAGGCCCCAGACGGUGUUCGGAAAUGUAUUGUUGCUACAAACAUAGCAGAGACUUCCCUCACUGUGGAUGGUAUCAUGUUUGUUGUGGAUGCUGGAUACUGCAAACUUAAGGUGUUCAAUCCUCGAAUUGGAAUGGAUGCGCUACAAGUAUACCCCAUCAGCCAAGCCAAUGCGAACCAGCGUUCUGGACGAGCAGGUCGUACAGGACCAGGGCAGUGUUACAGGCUCUACACUCAGAGCGCCUAUAAGAAUGAGAUGCUGACCACCACCAUCCCAGAAAUUCAGAGGACCAACCUUGCCAAUGUGGUCCUGCUGUUGAAGUCGCUGGGUGUUCAGGAUUUGCUCCUUUUCCACUUCAUGGACCCGCCACCCGAAGACAACAUGCUCAACUCCAUGUACCAGCUUUGGAUCCUGGGAGCUCUCGAUAACACUGGUUCCUUGACGCCGACCGGCCGCAUGAUGGUGGAGUUCCCCCUGGACCCGGCACUGUCCAAGAUGCUGAUCGUGUCCUGCGACAUGGGCUGCAGCGCCGACAUCCUCAUCAUUGUUUCUAUGUUGUCCGUACCGGCCAUCUUUUACAGACCUAAGGGCCGUGAGGAGGAAAGCGACCAGGUCAGGGAGAAGUUCUCCGUGCCAGAGAGUGACCACCUGACGUACCUCAACGUCUACACGCAGUGGAAAAACAACAAUUACUCCAGCAUCUGGUGCAACGAUCACUUCAUUCACACCAAGGCCAUGCGCAAGGUGCGUGAGGUGCGCUCCCAGUUAAAAGACAUCAUGGUGCAGCAAAGGAUGAACUUAAUAUCGUCCGGCUCAGACUGGGACAUCAUCAGGAAGUGCAUCUGUGCUGCUUACUUCCACCAGGCCGCCAAGCUCAAGGGCAUUGGCGAAUAUGUGAACGUGAGGACAGGCAUGCCGUGUCACCUUCACCCGACCAGCUCCCUGUUCGGUAUGGGCUACACUCCCGACUACAUCAUCUACCACGAGCUUGUCAUGACGACCAAGGAGUACAUGCAGUGUGUAACUGCGGCGGAUGGCGAGUGGCUGGCAGAACUGGGGCCCAUGUUUUAUAGUAUCAAACACGCUGGGAGAAGCAGACAGGAAAACCGUCGACGGGCCAAGGAGGAAAUCAACAACAUGGAAGAGGAAAUGGCGUUGGCCGAGGAGCAGCUACGAAGCCGUCGCGAUGAGCAUGAGAGGAAGAACACUGGCAAUGUGAAGUCAUUGAGAAUCUGCACACCAGGAAGACGAGAAGAGGCCCCCAUGACACCCCGACGCACCCCUUCUCGAUUUGGACUGUAAAAUCUCCUUGGGGGGUGGGGGGCUGGGGGGGUAGGGGUCAUCCAGACCUCCAUCACGGGAACCAGCACAAGGCAGCCAUAUGUAGACGCACCUGCAGUUCAUGUACAGGCCACUAGGGAGAGAACUUGUAUCAGACAAGGCUCAUCAAAAUUACCGCUCCCCCCCCCUCUUUUAAAUGAGCUCCUUCAGUGAUGAAUCCAGGAUGGCUACAGUGUGAUGUUACUGUACAUUCACUAAAAUAAUUGACUUCAAGAACAAAAUAUUAUGGGGCACUAGGGAGCCACAUUCAUCUAAAUGUCAGAUGAUCUAAUGUAGUUUCCAUGUAUUUGUGUCCUGUGUUGUUGUCAUAAAGAGCUCCUCCACACGCUCAAGCACUGUUCACAUUGUACAUGUGUCACAAGUGUGGUCGCACUUGUAUUGUCAUGCUACCUGCACAUAACACCUUUGCCUAAGCUCUUCUCCCCCCCCCCCCCCCCCCCCCCCAAUCUUGUUUUUGCAACAUGAAAUAGCUCUGCAACACCGCCACAUCAGAUUAAAUGCCAACAAUGUUAUUUUCACACUCAAAAGAUUUUCCACAUCCUUCUUGGUAUGUCUUUGAAUAACGUGACGCACACAAACUCAACUUUUCGGUGCGACAGAUGAACUGGUCAGGCCCAGUGAAGGUCUUUUUAAAAAAAAAAAAUUAAACAUGGAGAUUAACGGGCUGAGCGCUCAAUCAUUUGUGUAAAGUGAAAUAAUAAAUGUUAGCUAUUUUGUAUAUUCCAAGGUGGUUUGAGUUUGUAUCCUAUUUUAUGGGUCUGUGCCUAGCAAGCAUCUGAUAAUGCCAAAAUUAGGAAAGGGCGUAGACAAACAAUCACGCUCCCAUUCGCAUGUAUGGACAAUUAAGCAGCAGUUGACUUUGGACAGCAAACUAGUUGAGACUGCCUCAAAUGAGUCUGACUGAUUCCCUCCACUUUGCUUCAUUUGCUACAGCACAAAAUGGACUUGAUUUUAACCUAAUUGAUUAAAAUGCCCAUCCCAAGUUUAGGUUUGCUUUUGGGCACGAUACUAUCAAUUUUAAAUAAUAGCUUGGGUUUAUCUAUAACAUAUUUGCAGAUUGGGCGGGACUGCGGACGACUGGUUAGCACAUCUGCCUCGCAGUUCUGAUGACCCGGGUUCAAAUUCCGGCCCCGCCUGUGUGGAGUUUGCAUGUUUUCUCCGGGUACUCCGUUUUCCUCCCACAUCCUCAAAAUAUGUAUGGUAGGGUAAUUGAAGACUAAAUUACCCGUAGGUGUGAAUGUGAGUGCGAAUGCUUGUUUGUUUAUGUGCCCUGCGAUUGGCUGGCGACCAGUUCAGGCCCGCCUCGCGACCCGAGUGAGGAUAAGCGAUACGGAAAAAGGAUUGUUUGAAAAUGGCUGACCACAUUUGAUCCAAGCCACUGUUCAGAGCCUAAUAUGUCCUCUGUGCAAGACGUGCGGAAUUAUGUCGCCUCAAGAUUGAACGUCUGGAUAUUUCAGACAAUGAGUGAAAAUGUGUCGGUUAUAUUUCAUCCUGUUCAAAAUAAAUCAGCCACAAAGGUAAAUGUGUGGAGGUUCUUUUCCACUUCCUGGACGACUUGGCACUGAUGGCGGGCUGGUACACUUGCCUGACUUUGGUCUGGGCAGCGUGAGUUCAGUUCCCACUCAGUGAUGGUGUGAAUGUCACUUUUGUAUCAUAU
Molecule: messenger RNA, 5534 nt
Organism: Phycodurus eques (leafy seadragon)
Lineage: Eukaryota; Metazoa; Chordata; Actinopteri; Syngnathiformes; Syngnathidae
Gene: dhx38
Product: DEAH (Asp-Glu-Ala-His) box polypeptide 38
Biological process (GO): mRNA splicing, via spliceosome
Cellular component (GO): intracellular anatomical structure; spliceosomal complex
Molecular function (GO): ATP binding; RNA binding
Source: RefSeq, a predicted model, not a curated record